Molecule: messenger RNA, 402 nt
Organism: Aureobasidium pullulans EXF-150
Lineage: Eukaryota; Fungi; Ascomycota; Dothideomycetes; Dothideales; Saccotheciaceae
Exons: 5
Coding region: 1-402 (133 amino acids)
Source: RefSeq, a predicted model, not a curated record
AUGGCAGAUGGAAUCCACUCAACUGGCCGCGGCGGCGCUGGCAACAUUGGUCGCGACGAUACCAUUUACACUGAUGGUAGCAUCGUGCGUGAAGGCUUCGUCGGCGAGUCCUCGAAACCCGAAUAUUCAUCUGGUCGUGGAGGUGCUGGCAAUAUUGUUGACUCACCCAGAGUGAAGCCAGUGGGCGACAAGACUUCUGCCUCUGAGGAUGUGAUCCCCGAACCUGCCAUGCGUAACUCUGCAGGCUACGACAACUUCCACACCGGCCGUGGGGGUGAGGGAAACGUCUAUAAGGAAAAGUACGGAGGUCACAGCAACCCUCAGGAUAAGGAAAAGGAGAAGCAGGGCGAGAAGGAAACCCUGGGUGACAAAGUCAAGCACCUUUUCGGCAAGAAGGAAUAG